Rhincodon typus (whale shark) is the source of this 2321-nucleotide messenger RNA. RefSeq names its product interleukin 12 receptor, beta 2a, like (gene il12rb2l). The record is from RefSeq and is a predicted model, not a curated record. NCBI's taxonomy places the organism in Eukaryota, Metazoa, Chordata, Chondrichthyes, Orectolobiformes, Rhincodontidae. The transcript is spliced from 15 exons. Gene Ontology annotation, cellular component: external side of plasma membrane; interleukin-23 receptor complex; interleukin-12 receptor complex. The coding region runs from base 106 to 2202 and encodes 698 amino acids. Gene Ontology annotation, biological process: cytokine-mediated signaling pathway; positive regulation of activated T cell proliferation. Gene Ontology annotation, molecular function: interleukin-12 receptor binding; interleukin-23 binding; cytokine receptor activity.
UGUAGCUGCAAAAUUACAGCUUCCUGUCUCGUGUUCCCAGCAUUGUUGUCAGCUUUUCGGUUAAAUUAUAUCUGCUUUCUCAAGAGGACAUAAAUCCUGCACCAGAUGAUUCAUGGCAUUAUGGGGACAACCUAUGAGAUGCUGCUGAUUGCAGCUGUACUGAUACAGCAGGGAACACAAGCAGACCCAUCCCAAGACCUGUUCUGCUUCAGGCACCACAAGAAUUCGGCAGUGAAUUGUACCUGGAGUCCAAGUGAUGUCACCCCCACAAACUACACCUUCUAUUUUCAGGAGAAGGGCAGCACUGAUCCAACUGAAAUAUCGACCUGUUUACCUUCAUUGACACUGGAGAGGAAGCAAUUCACCGCAGGAAGAACCUACGUUGCCUGGGUAAAGACCAAUGGCACAGAAAGAGAGGAAAGCUUAACAAGGCUGGAAUUCAUCAUCGAUGACAUAGUAAAGCCUCUGUCUCCAGCUGCUGUGACUGGAGAAUUGAUACAGAACACUCCAAAUACCAUAUGUAUUAUAUGGCAGAAACCCAACAACCUCGAUUCAUCAAAACAUCUUCAGUUCAAGCUUCAGUACAGAGUUGUAGGUCACCUUUCAUGGACUGAGGUUCCACAGGAUGAAAUUGGAAUCCAUGCAACAGCUUACGAGUUGGAGAAUCUGCAGCCAUUCACACUCUAUGAGUUUCGAGUACAAUGUGCACGAGAAGGAGAAACAAACAGGAGACUGUGGAGUGAAUGGAGUGCAGUGUCCAGCAUCAGAACCUCUGAAGACACUCCUGUUCGAUCUCUCGAUCUGUGGUUCAUGCACCAACCAGAUCUGGAUGAACUGUGGAUGCUUACCGUGCUGUGGAAGCGCCUUGAACAUCAUCAAGCAAGAGGAAUAAUUCGGAAAUAUACAGUGGUCUACGGGGAUGGAGAAAUGAUAACAGAGGAAGCAAUCACUGUCUGCUGUAACUUCAGCCUUCCAAAGACCACCCAAUGGGUGAACGUCACUGCACACAAUUCUGUUGGAGCAACUCAGCCAGCCAAGCUCAACCUAAUAGCAGACCUCCCGCCACCAUUCAAUAUGACAGCUCACAGCAGGAACCACUCAGUACUGGUGUCCUGGGAGCGACCUGCCAACGUAAUCCCUGAAGAGUUUGUGGUGGAAUGGUAUAAAAUAAAUUCAGAAUACACACUUGACUGGAAAAAAGUACCAGCAGAGAAUGUCAGCGUAACUUUGCUGGAAGGUCUUCUCUGUCCGCUGCUUCUGUACAGGAUCUCGGUGUACACUCGAUAUCAGGCAGGAUUGGGAGGCCCAGUGUCCACUCUGGUAUACACAGAAGAAGGAGUUCCUCUUGCUGGGCCUGAAAUCUCAAUUCUAAAUAUCUCCCAGACUGGGGUCACUCUGCUAUGGAAGGAUCUCCCACUGGAUCAACGUCGAGGGUUUAUACAAUACCUUACUCUGUACUAUGUCAAGAAUCCAGGUGGACUUCCAAAACAAAAGACUCUCAAUUUAAGCAAUACAUUAGACAGAUACACAUUGUUGCACUUGGAGCCCGACAGCACUUACAAAAUUUGGAUGACAGCAUCCACUACUAUGGGAGAGGGAAGCAAAGGGCCAUACCUUUGCUUUAAAACACAAGGUUCAAAGGUUGUGACCUGGAUGCUUGUGGCACUGUUCUCUACAUCUGCGGUGAUUGGAGUUCUUUCCUUCUAUUUCUGCAGAUUGUAUAAACAGAGAAUACAAAGCUGCAGCUCAUUCUACUUACCUCAGUGGUGUUGCCAGAGAAUUCCAGAUCCAAGGAACAGCAAAGUUAGGGACCAGCUGUAUGAUUAUCCUCUGAACUACCAUGAGGCAAUGUCGGAGACAGUAAUUCAUGAAUUGGAAGAGAUUGAAACUGAGGACAAGAUUGAAGUUCCAUCAACGACAAGCAACAAUUCCACUCUGGCAAAAGACAUGGGACCCAGUAGUUCAGAAGAUCCUUACUGGACAAGUUGUCAUUCUCCACUUGUGGAGACACCUCCAGAGGCCUCCACUUGUUUGGAAAAGAAACCUGUGGAAGAGCCAGCAACCAGCACAGGAUUAAUGGUGGAACCCCUCAGCUCCACUGGUUACGAGAAACACUUCUUGCCAUCAGAGGCAGAUGUGCUGAAGAAUGAAUGGCAGUUAGCAAACAGGAAGGAGUGGCUGGGAAUCGAGGAUGAUCAUUAAACUUCAGCAGGAUGGAACACCAGACAAUCUCAACAUGAUGAAGUGACCAGGAAGGUUGAUGAGAGCAGGGCAACAGACGUAGUCUAUAUGGAUUUCAGUAAGGCCUUUGAUAAGGUUCC